This is a messenger RNA of Urocitellus parryii (Arctic ground squirrel), 1928 nucleotides long. RefSeq names its product tripartite motif containing 14 (gene Trim14). Gene Ontology annotation, molecular function: protein binding; zinc ion binding. The record is from RefSeq and is a predicted model, not a curated record. NCBI's taxonomy places the organism in Eukaryota, Metazoa, Chordata, Mammalia, Rodentia, Sciuridae. Gene Ontology annotation, biological process: innate immune response.
GAAUGGAGGGCGCUGGGGCGCGGAGCACGACCCCCGAGGGACUCGAGCCCGAGGAGGCGCGCGGCUGGCUUUGCCCGGAACAUAGCGACCGCCCCGUGGAGCUCUUCUGUCGCCGCUGCCGCCGAUGCGUGUGCGCGCUGUGCCCCGUGCUGGGCGCGCACCGCGGCCACCCGGUGGGCCUGGCGCUGGAGGAGGCGGCCCACGUGCAGAAACUCAUCCAAGAAUGUUUACAGCAACUGGAGACCAAGAAGCAGCAUCAAGUUGGCAACAUCACCCAGAUAGAAGAUGCAGCCGAGAAGCUCAAGGUUCACGCAGAGUCAAGUAAAACCUGGCUGAUGGACAAAUUCACUGAACUCAGAUUACUACUUGAUGAAGAGGAAAUGCUGGCCAAAAAAUUCAUUGAUAAAAACCUGCAGGGGGCCCUCCAGGUGUACAGGGAGCAAGUGGAGUCUUGCAGGAAGCAGAUUGACGUCAUGGGCAGUCUGUCCAGCAGGGUCUGGGGUAUCAGCCAGGAGCCCAACCCUGUUCAACUGCUGCAGGCCUACACAGCCACUGAGCAGGAGAUGAAGCAGCACAUGAGCCUCGGGGAGCUGAGCCACCCCGUGCCCCUGUCCUUCGAGCCCAUCAAGAGUCUCUUUAAGGGCCUGGCGGAAGCCAUGCAGAGUACGUUUCAGACACCACUAGACGUUCGCCUGAAGGAAAACAUCAACUGCCAGCUCUCAGGCUCCUCCAGCACCACACUUGGGGCCCUGCUGAAAACAAGCCCCUCACCAGAGAGAUCGCUCUUCUUAAAAUACGCGCGCACGCCCACGCUGGAUCCGGACACGAUGCACGAGCGCCUGCGCCUCUCCGCCGACGGCCUGACGGUGCGCAGCAGCCUGCUGGGCCGCCUGGGACCGACUCCCGCGAGGCGCUUCGACGCGCUGUGGCAGGUGCUGGGUCGCGACUGCUUCGCCGCCGGCCGCCACUACUGGGAAGUGGACCUGCAGGAGGCGGGCUCCGGCUGGUGGGUGGGCGCCGCCUACCCCUCCCUGCGGCGCCGCGGGGCCUCGGCCGCUGCCCGCCUGGGCUGCAACCGCCAGUCCUGGUGCCUCAAGCGCUUCGACUUGGAAUACUGGGCCUUCCACGAUUGCCAGCGCAGUCGCCUGAGGCCCCGCGAUGACCCCGACCGGCUGGGCGUCUUCCUGGACUACGAGGCCGGCGUCCUCGCCUUCUACGACGUGACGGGCGGCAUGAGCCACCUGCACACCUUCCGCGCGGUCUUCCAGGAGCCGCUGUACCCGGCCCUGCGGCUCUGGGAAGGGGCCAUCAGCAUCCCCCGGCUUCCCUAGGGACCCACCGCGCAGUGGGCCCCAGGCGCGCUUGUCCCUGGCGUGGCCGGUUUGCUUUCUAAGACCUUCUCCCGGGCCCAGCGCUCCCCCACCAGUGGGUUGUUUUGAACCUCUUCCCGGGCUAGUUUCAAACGUGUCCCCAACACUGCUGCUGCCCUUUCCCCCACCACCAUGGCUUCCGCUACACUACUUUCAGUGCAGGUUUCUGAAGGGGACGUACCCGUACCCACAAGUGAGCUUCAGCAUUCUGGCUUUGUCAGUGCAGUUGUGCUCAGCCAGAGAACCGUCUUCAUACAGCGCCUAGACCCUCCUGGCACAUAGUAAGCACACAGUAAAUACCCGCCUGAGAGUCGCACAGCGGUGGCUCUUCUGUUCCUUAAGUUUCUUUGAUAUGUCAGCUCUCCACCUACUUCAGCUUGUCCACGUCACCUCCCUUCAGAGCAACUGCAAGGGUUUUUUACUUCCUGGUCUGAACCCUCUCUCAUUUUCAUCUUCUAAACCUAAAACUAGAGGGAUCUGCCUAGAACUCCCAAGAACUACAAAAAUGAAAAACAAAACUCACCUUCCCUUAGCAUUCAAGGCUUUUCUAGUCUGCCC